Molecule: messenger RNA, 327 nt
Organism: Penicillium odoratum
Lineage: Eukaryota; Fungi; Ascomycota; Eurotiomycetes; Eurotiales; Aspergillaceae
Product: PHF5 family protein
Exons: 1
Coding region: 1-327 (108 amino acids)
Biological process (GO): mRNA splicing, via spliceosome
Cellular component (GO): catalytic step 2 spliceosome; precatalytic spliceosome; U2 snRNP
Source: RefSeq, a predicted model, not a curated record
AUGUCGCGUCACCACCCUGAUCUCGUUAUGUGCCGCAAGCAACCCGGUAUCUCUAUCGGCCGACUUUGUGACAAGUGUGACGGAAAAUGCCCGGUCUGUGAUUCCUAUGUGCGCCCUACCACCCUUGUCCGUAUCUGCGACGAAUGCGCCUUUGGAAACUACCAGAACAAAUGUGUGGUCUGUGGCGGUGAGGGAAUCAGUGACGCCUUCUACUGCUUCGAAUGUACGCGACUGGAGAAGGACCGAGACGGGUGCCCGAAAAUUAUCAACCUGGGAAGUUCGAGGACGGACUUGUUCUACCAAAAGAAAAGCUUUAGGAAUCAUUGA